AUGUUCCGAGUGCAGAAAGUUUUGCUCGCCGAAUACGAGGAGAUCUACGAACCGGUGCUGGUGGAGAAUCCCUUCACCCUGGUGGACAUCCGAGGAGUGGGCCUGCGGCAGUACCAGAUAGGCCUGACCUGCAAUCGGCUGCUCUUCGGCUGUGAUAACUUCGCGAAGUACGGCGAUGAGCCCACCUUCCUGGCCCGCGGUUUGGAUCCUGAGAUCGAGAGCUUCGAGCUGGUCAGCAUGAUGCCGCUGCAGUUGAUCCGGUUCCACUUCUUCCGCAAGUCCACGCGUUGCCUCAUGAUGCUGAACAUUGUCCAGCCGCUGGGUGAACCUCUGGCCCUUUUGGAGCACCCGAUGAUCUUUGAGUUCGGGGGCCACAUCUUCAAGCAGCACUUCUGGCACACCUGGCGGGAGCGAGUGGCCAGCAUCCGGGUGAUGCAACCCAUCUAUGGCCAGAUAACCGGCGCCUCGCCCUUCUCCAGCACCGAUGUCCAGCUGGACGAGGAGGUGGUUGUGGCCCAGGUGCAUCCUGUGCCCAGGACUCCCUCGCUCUACAGUGCCUGCCAUGCGGGGGCCGGGGACUUCGGCUAG
Molecule: messenger RNA, 588 nt
Organism: Drosophila takahashii
Lineage: Eukaryota; Metazoa; Arthropoda; Insecta; Diptera; Drosophilidae
Source: RefSeq, a predicted model, not a curated record